AUGGAGGAUAUUAAAGAAUUUGAAGAUUGGUAUAAUAUAUUAAAAAUAGAAUCAACGGCUACAACCAAUCAAAUUCAAAAUGCAUACAGAAAAUUAGCUAAAAUAUACCAUCCAGAUAAGAACAAAACAACAGAGGCAGUUGUAAUGUUUGAAAAGAUAUCGAUUGCACAUACGACAUUAUGCAAUGAAGAAAAGAGGAAAUUAUUUGAUUCUCAAUUAUUUGCAAAAAAAGAAAAGAAGAGAAAAGAGAUGGAAAUGGGUAACGCUAGAAAAAAGAUGAAAGAGGAUUUACUAUCACGUGAGAGUAUACAUAAAAAACGAAAAGACAACGAAGAAUUACAGCGUAAACAUGUGGAGCAACAGAACGAACAAUUUAAACAAGAUUUUAUAAAUCAAAUAAAUAAACAAAUGAAAGAGGAGCAACAAAAACAUCGAGAUCAAUUUAAAAAGGAUCAGGAGUAUCAGUUGGUUGUUAAAUUAAAAUGGAAGUCCAAACUAAACUAUACCCAAGAUUAUAUACAAAAUUUAUUGGCCAGUUACGGUGAAGUCGACUCAUUCACCUUUGUAGAAACUCCAAGCUCUUCUUCAUCUAUAGCGUUGGCUGGUUUCCAAUUACUGGACUCAGUUUUACAAAUUUUAUUAAAUAAAGACGAUCUAAAAAGCAAAUAUAAAAUUAAAGUCGAAAGAUUUAAAGGAUCCAAUAAUGGCGACUCAACAGAUAAUAUAAUAUUUACAAAUUCAAAUUCGAAUGGAGUUAACACCAAUACUGCUACAAGUACAUUUAAAUCAUCAAACUCAACAACUACAACCACCACCACAACAACAACAAAUACUUCCUCAUCAUCAUCAUCAUCAUCAAUCAGCCCAAAUAUAACAAUAACAACAACAACUAGUAAUAGUAAUAGCAAUACAAAAAUACCAGAUUUAAAUUUUGAUGAUGAUGACGAAGACGAUAUCUUAUUAAAAAUGAAAAGUUUUAAGAAAUAA
Dictyostelium purpureum is the source of this 987-nucleotide messenger RNA. RefSeq lists its product as uncharacterized. The transcript has a single exon. Lineage: Eukaryota; Evosea; Eumycetozoa; Dictyosteliales; Dictyosteliaceae. Bases 1 to 987 code for a protein of 328 amino acids. Gene Ontology annotation, cellular component: spliceosomal complex. Gene Ontology annotation, biological process: spliceosomal complex disassembly. The record is from RefSeq and is a predicted model, not a curated record.